CAAUUUGUACCUAUAAUCGGCGCGGCGAACCUUGAUCCCUAUGACAGUUCGUGUUAGUGAUGGGUCGUGUCUUUGGUCGUAUCGAUAAUAUUUUUUUUAGACAAAUGCGUGGCUUGCAUUCAGCCACGUUGGUAAACAUGUUUUAAAAAAUAUUAUAAUGUGCAUUUUUAAUGUCCAUUAUGUUGUUGUAUUAAUUUAAGAUUUUUGGAAUAGAUUAAGUAGGUAAGUAAAACGAAAGUUUCCAACCUUGUUAUUUUCUAAUAAUGUUUAAACCGGUAAACACGUUUUUGCUAUAUAAGUAGGUAUAUAUUUUAUCAUGAAAAUGAAUGUUCCCCAUUUAUUUAUUUUGUCUGAAAAAAUUUUGUUACUAUAACCUACAAUAGGCUAUAAUAAUAUUAUAGGAUAUUUUUAGAUAUAGCCACACUAUUUGGUCGGUCACUACGACGCGUCGCGUGCGAUCGCUCGGCGGCCGGCGCCCGGCGCUCGCUUCUUCAGUACGAGUGCUAACGCCUUGUAUGCGCCACGUGUUUUUUGUUAUCGGAGUGUUAAUCUACUUGUUAUUACUGUUUUUUGUUUUUGUUGCUGUUUUGUUAUUGCUGGUAUUAAAAAAUGCCGAAAAGAGUACGAAAAACUGUACUCAACAGUGAAACGCGGGAGUUUGUUGUGCGUUUGCGAGAUUACUUUGCUCGUGAACAACAAAAUGGCGGCCCUUUGUUGCCACUUGACAACGUACGCGACCGUGUUGCUGAUGCUCUAGGGAUUGGCAAGGCUACCGUUUCCCGAAUCACCAAGGAAAAGUUCGGCGAAUCAUCGAUGGAAGAGAGGAAACUCUCAACUCCAAAGAAGAAAAAAUGUAAUAGGGUACAUCCCGUCACCAGUGCAGAUGACUUCGACAUGGCUGCGAUACGUAACCAUAUUUACGGCUACUACUUCCGAGGUGAACUGCCGACUUGUAAAAAGUUAUUGACGUCGCUGAAAUCAGCCAGUUUAUUUAAUGGCAGUAUGACUUCGCUCAGAGUAGUCAUAAAAAAAUGCGGAUUUCGGUAUGGGAAGUGUGACAAAAGAAAAGUGUUAAUGGAGCGUAAGGAUAUAGCAUUGAUGAGGUGUGAUUUUCUACGAAAAAUAAAGAAAAUAAAGAAUUGGGACAAUGUGGUCUAUCUGGACGAAACGUGGCUUAACGCCAAUCACACAGUCUCCAAAACAUGGACAGACGAUACAGCAAAAUCCUGUAUCAAAGCUCCUGAAGGCAAGGGCCAGCGUUUGAUUAUCUGCCACGCUGGUACAGCCAAAGGUUUUGUGCCUAAUUGCUUGUGGGCCUUCAAAUCAGUCAAAACUACAGAUUAUCACGAAGAGAUGAAUUUUGAAAAUUUUAAGCAAUGGUUCAUAAAACUUUUGGAUAAUCUGCAUGAGCCCCACCAUAUUUUGAUGGACAACGCCCCAUACCAUUCCGUACAAGUAAACAAACCACCCACCAGCAACAGUAAUAAAGGUGAAAUACUAGAGUGGCUGCAACGCAAUGGUGUGGAGGCUGACAGUCAACUGUUAAAAAAAGAGUUGGUCAGAUUAUUAAACUUACAAAAACUCCAAACAAAGCGGACAUAUUUUUUGGAUGAAAUGGCAAAAUCUAAAGGUCACACAGUGAUUCGGUUACCGCCAUACCACUGCCAAUAUAAUGCCAUUGAGAUGAUAUGGGCGCAAAUCAAAGGUUGUGCAGCCAGGCUUAACACCACUCCGCCAUUUACAGCCAAUAAAAUGCUGAUAUUAUUAGAAAAAGCUUGUAGUGAAGUGACUCCGGAUAAUUGGAGGAAAGUCGUAGAAAAGACCAAAAAACUUUGCUACGAUGAUUGGGAUCGAGAUGUGCGAUACGACACUCUUGAAGAUCAACCAUUAUUGAUAAAUGUAGGUGACAGCAGUUGCAGUUCAGAUUCCGAGUCUGAGACGCAAACACUCAUGUCAUUAUCAGAUUCAGAAUAAAAUACAGAGUGUAACAAAAGUAAGUGAUAAAACUUUAGAGUGUGUAGUGUCCCUUAUAUAGAGUUCACUGGCAAAGUAGCAGCGCUAAAAGCAAAAAAUUUUCACAAAUUUUUUUUUUAUAAUAAUAUUAUAGGAUAUUUUUAGAUAUAGCCACACUAUUUGGUCGGUUACUACGACGCGACGCGCGCGAUCGCUCUUGCCGAUAUCGAUACUUGCCGCCCUAGUCGAUAAUGGUCACACGACGUAAGUUUUGCAGGACGUAAACAUAAAUUCAGAUUGAGAUAACUUCUUGUAAAUGUUAAGAAUUGUUAAAAAUAUCAACGGAAUAUCAUUUCUAAUGGUAUAAAGCUACGUAAAA
Maniola jurtina (meadow brown) is the source of this 2332-nucleotide messenger RNA. RefSeq lists its product as uncharacterized. Gene Ontology annotation, molecular function: nucleic acid binding. The record is from RefSeq and is a predicted model, not a curated record. The transcript is spliced from 4 exons. Lineage: Eukaryota; Metazoa; Arthropoda; Insecta; Lepidoptera; Nymphalidae. The coding region runs from base 610 to 1974 and encodes 454 amino acids.